Messenger RNA from Exophiala aquamarina CBS 119918, 1401 nucleotides. RefSeq names its product peanut-like protein 1 (cell division control like protein 1). Lineage: Eukaryota; Fungi; Ascomycota; Eurotiomycetes; Chaetothyriales; Herpotrichiellaceae. The transcript has 3 exons. Bases 1 to 1401 code for a protein of 466 amino acids. The record is from RefSeq and is a predicted model, not a curated record. Gene Ontology annotation, biological process: cytoskeleton-dependent cytokinesis. Gene Ontology annotation, molecular function: GTP binding; molecular adaptor activity; GTPase activity. Gene Ontology annotation, cellular component: septin complex; cytosol; cell division site.
AUGACCGAUGCUGACUCGAGCCAUGAAAAUUUAGCUGGCGUUGGAAAUGGCGUCCGGUCUUCUCCCUCCCCCAACAUUCCAAAUGGCAAACCCACCUCCCCCUAUGUAAAGGAAAGCACCCCUACCCCUGUGCAGACCGUCAGCUCCAAAGAUCCCAAAGCGGCUGCGGCUGCGGCCAACGACAUGCGAAAUGUUGUUAGAAGAAAGUUGACCGGCUACGUUGGUUUUGCCAAUCUGCCCAACCAAUGGCACCGGAAAAGUGUGAGAAAGGGAUUCAACUUCAAUGUCAUGGUAGUCGGCGAAUCUGGCUUAGGAAAGUCUACCUUGGUCAACACCUUGUUCAACACCUCCCUUUACCCUCCACGUGAGCGCAAAGGUCCCAGCUUGGACAUCAUUCCCAAGACGGUGUCUAUCCAAUCAAUCAGUGCUGAUAUUGAGGAAAACGGGGUUCGCCUGCGACUCACUGUCGUGGAUACUCCUGGCUUCGGCGAUUUCGUCAACAACGACGAUUCAUGGAGACCAAUCGUGGAAAACAUUGAACAACGAUUUGAUGCUUACCUAGAGGCUGAGAAUAAAGUCAAUCGUAUGAACAUUAUUGACAAUCGGGUCCAUGCCUGUGUCUACUUCAUUCAGCCUACCGGCCAUUCUCUCAAGCCUCUAGACAUUGAGGUCAUGCGCCGUCUGCACACCAAGGUCAAUUUGAUCCCCGUCAUUGCCAAGGCGGACACCCUGACAGACGAGGAAGUUGCCUCAUUCAAGCAGAGAAUUCUUGCUGAUAUCCAGCACCAUUCCAUCCAAAUCUUCGAGGGUCCCCGAUACGAGUUGGAUGACGAAGAAACCAUUGCAGAGAACCAGGAAAUCAUGUCCAAAGUGCCCUUUGCCGUGGUGGGAGCCAACUACGAGGUGACCAACCCAGAGGGCCGCAAAGUUCGUGGCCGCCGUUACCCAUGGGGUAUCAUUGAGGUGGACAACGAGGAACACUGCGACUUUGUCAAGCUGAGACAAAUGUUGAUCCGAACGCACAUGGAAGAACUCAAGGAGCACACCAACAAUGCACUGUACGAGAACUACCGUUCAGACAAGCUUAUCCAAAUGGGUGUCUCGCAGGACCCCAGCGUGUUCAAGGAGGUCAAUCCUGCUGUGAAGCAAGAGGAAGAACGCACAUUGCACGAGCAAAAGCUUGCCAAGAUGGAAGCGGAGAUGAAGGCAGUGUUCCAACAAAAGGUGCAAGAAAAGGAGAGCAAGUUGCAACAGAGCGAAGAAGAGCUCUUUGCCCGCCACCGCGAAAUGAAGGAGCAACUUGAACGACAACGAGCGGAACUAGAGGAGAAGAAAUCACGCAUCGAACAAGGACGACCUAUCGAAAAGGAGGGCAAGAGAAAGGGCUUCUCUCUUCGAUAA